AUGUACCCUCCGCGGCAGAACACCUCGACGCAACAGAAUCAAAUGAAAAUUACAAUUCCAGAUGCUUGUGACCGUAUAAAAGAGGAAGUGACUUUUCUUACUCAACAAAUUCAGACUUUGAAAUUGGAAUGUGAGCGACUAAGUCAGGAGAGAACAGAUGCUCAGCGUCUAUCCGCGAGUUACUACGAAACUGCAUGUUCUAUUCAUUUGGAAUAUCAGAAGCAAUGUGAAAUAACCAAACGCUUUGCAACAAUCAUCAGUCAAGUUCUUUCCUAUCUUCCUCAAGAGCACCAAAACACUGUACUCUCUGCCGUCGAACGUGCAAAGCAAGUUUCGAUGCCUGACCCGGCCACCAUGAUGGGGCAAGGUCAGUUGAUGUUUCCUGGAGCUAACCCUAUGGGUGGUUUUCCUCCUGGUAUGCCUGGCUUACCUCAACCUCCUGUAACAAGCGUUAACGGAAAUCUCAAUACAUCUAAUGCUGGAGUAUCUUCUCUUCUUUCAAUGCCCCCAAAUCCUUUUGGUCCCAAUCCGAUUACCUCGAUGGCGAACAUGAAUUCUAACAAUAAUAAUAACAAUAACGCCGUAUCAUCUAGUAACCAGCAGCAACAACCCAGUGGUGGGCAAUCAGGUUUUCCAGGUGCUCCACCUGGUGCUUCAAAUUCUCCCGGUUUUCCCCAAUCUCAAAGUGCCAUGGCCGCUGCUAUGGCUGCAAUGGCAGCUAGCUUGCAAGGAAAUAACGCAGCCGCCGCGGCCGCUUUCGGGUUUCCUCUUCCUCCAAAUAUGUCUACUGGUCCCAAUCUCAUAUCUAACAUGGGAGCUUUUAUGACUGGUGAUAAGAAUAUGGACGAAAAGCAGCGAGCUGCAGCAGCCGCUGCCAUGGCAGCAAUGACCGCUGCAGUAGCUCAACAGCAGCAGUAUGCAGGAGGCGCAGGCAUGGAUCCUAACAGCGUGUUCGCUUCCCUCGCAAACAUGCCACAUUCAGGUCCAGGUGGAUUUGAUUUCUCACAAGCUGCUUUCGCCGCAGCAGCGGCUGCCCUUCAACCAUCACUCCCCUCUCAACAGCCGCCAAACCAACAACCUGCUUUGACACAACAAACAGACACUCCUAUCGUGACAUCUGCACUCUCAGCGCCUCCACCAUCCUCUUCUACUAACUCUAUUGAUGCACAACCGCCACGUCUUCACUCACCUCAAACAUCGACAUCAAACAACUCCGCUACACCAUCCAGCCCUGUCCAACCUGCUAGAGCGUCAUCUGCUCUCGCAUUCUCUGAUGGGUCAAAACGACGACGGAUUGAUACGGACGGCGUUGCGUUGAAUGGUGGUGCGACCUCAGAACCCGGGGGUGAUGCCAAUUCUCGUCAAAAUGGAGGUGGUGGUGGUGGUGGUUUAAUGAACCUUAAAACGGAGCUUAAACCCUCGUCUACACCAAUGGGAAGCAGCAAUAAUGGAGGCAAUGGAUCACCUCAAACGCCCGAACAACAAACACCAGCGAGUAAUAAUAAUGGAAACGGUAACUCCUCACCAAAAGCCCUCAAUAUUCCUGGUUUGGCAUCAACUCCCCUUAAUAAUGAAGCACUUCCAAUGAUGAGCCUAACUCCAGGGCCUAUGGGACCAUUUCCUGGACCCAAUAUCCCAGGUCUAGUUACAUCAACACCCACUCAUCCCUCAUUCAUGCCCCGUUUCCCAGGACCCCUACCUCCUGGUGUUGGUCCAUUCAUGAGGCCCCCUCUAACCUCUCCUGGAUCUUUGCCCUUCGAUGGUGGAUUCAGAACACCAACAAGUUAUUCCUACCUUUACGCCGAAGGUCAAGCACCUAUCCCCGUCCCAAUAAUGCCGGAGAUGCUUACCGGUCCUGGAGUCCCCGUGUCAGCUAAAGCCAUCCAAACUAUUGAACAUGGUGAAGUUGUCUGUGCAGUUAUGGUCGACAGUCCGAAAUCACAUGUCUACACUGGUGGCAAAGGCACCGUCAAAGUGUGGGAUAUUUCCCAAUCGUCUGCAUCUGUAAAUGAAGGACAUCCUGUUGUAACGAAAGUUCCCCUCUUCACUCUUGAUUGUCUUCAGGGGGGGCAUUACAUCAGGUCCAUCAAAAUGGCCAACGAGCACAGGAUGUUGGUAGUAGGAGGCGAAUCGAAGGUAGUGAACAUUUGGGAUUUGGGUGGCUCAAACCCAAGAAAGAAAGGAGAAGUGGAGAUUGUUUCACAGGCUUGUUACGCAAUCACCAUUUCCAAUGACAACAAAAUGGGCUACUUUUGUCAAUCAGAUGGUGCAAUUUCCGUCUGGGAUCUGCAUAAUCUCACCCUGAUUCAUCGUCUAUCUGGACAUAGUGAUGGCGCUUCAUGUAUUGACAUGAACACGGAUGGUAAUACACUCUGGACUGGCGGUUUGGAUAAAACAGUGCGGUGCUGGGACAUUCGUGAAACUCGAAGUCAGAUAACUCAAUUGACCUUUGGAUCGCAGGUAUUUUCUCUGGCUAAGUCCCCAACGGAAGAUUGGGUUGUAACUGGCAUGGAAUCAGAUGAGAUUGAAAUAUUUGCUCCAGGUCACAUUGAUCGUUAUCAAGUGAAGAUGCACGAGAGCUGUGUUCUCUCCCUCAAAUUCGCUCACUCCGGAGCCUGGUUUGCCUCAACAGGUAAAGAUUCCUGGCUGCAUGGGUGGAAACCACCACAUGGUGCUAAUCUCUUCAAAGUGAAAGAAAACCUCUCAGUUCUGAGCUGCGAUCUUUCAGCAGACGAUCGGCAUUUAGUCACUGGCAGUGGUGACAAGAGAGCCACGGUGUAUGAAAUCGGUUAUUAA
This is a messenger RNA of Rodentolepis nana, 2796 nucleotides long. NCBI's taxonomy places the organism in Eukaryota, Metazoa, Platyhelminthes, Cestoda, Cyclophyllidea, Hymenolepididae. The record is from the annotation of a GenBank genome assembly.